CAACACCUUUUCCUGUGUCUGGUAAAAUCCACGAUCCAAGCAUGCCACAGACGGGCACAGUCACGGGCAAACGCGACAAGCGAGACGAAUUAUCAUAGCUUCCUGACCACCACCAGUACGUUGGAACGAUUCCCAAGCCGCGAUGCCACCAGAGGCGUCGACGACAGCAGUGAAUCUUGUCGCACGUGGCAGAGAUCCAAACCCAGUCGAUCCGGCCAUGUUAACUCCAUCUGGCAUAAUACCAAUCAUGGACAUCGACAAAGCCUGGGAUAGGGGUUACUGUCAGUGUCAGGGCCGCUGCACUGCGGCUAGAUCGUACGACCAAUCCAUGUUGCUCUGCCCUGCCAAGACGACAAGAGUGCAGUUCCGAAUCUUCCACACCAGAGAUGACCCGAAGACCCGGUUUAGCUUGACACCAGAUUGAUACUGGAUGGUGCUGUGGGAUGUCCAGCCCAUCAACCUUAAUGCUCCUUCAACUAUCCACCCAUUGGCCAUCUGGAACCCCAGAUGACACUCACGUUCGACAUGAUUCACCAUCAGCCCACAAACAGUUCACACAAAAGUACGGCCGAGGGUUUGAGGCAGAGCGUACCUUUGUUUACUUUCAGCCAGAUUGGGAGAAAGAAGUUUCUUGGAUGCUUUCUCAUUCAGACUACCUUCUCACCCAUGACAUGUGCGCUACCAAGAAAGCCAAUGCCCCUCAAAGCAUUCUCACUGGCGACUGCGUUCAUGUUGUGGGAUCUGCAAGCAACUUGUUCCUGCAUUGAGGCUGUUCUCUCUUGUCCAGUGUCAGCUCCCCUUUGCUCCAUUCCGAGUUAGGCCGAGAAGUUGAGAGCCUCACCCACAAGCUAUCUGUGCCUCUCAUACACAAUGGAUUAAGGGAGUUUCGGUUCGGGUGGCAUCAAUUCCACACUUGGGGCUCAUAACCUGUUACACCGUCAAUAUCAUUAUGGUUUGAGACUGUGGGCCAAUGGACACUCCGUCAUGGAACCACUCGGUGCCUCGUACCUGCGUUGAAAAGCUUACGACAGAUAUCAUGAUGGAGUUUACCCCAAGCAGGUUAACCACCUCGGAAAGGCAUAUGCCCCACAGACACACAAGGGUUGUGGUGAUAGCUUCAACAACAUCAACAUUAUGAUUCAUGUUGAAGAAUCGCCGAAUGUGGCCACGAGAGCAUACACCUCUGCUCAGAUGCUCAGUGUUGCCGCGAUGCUCUCAUCAUCCACCCAAUAUGGGUGUUGAAGACGAAGAACACAAUGGUGAUCUCCAGGUAUAAAGGAAGACUUGUUUCUCUCAUUCUCGACGAUAAUUCUCAUCAUCACUCACAUCAUCAUCUCAGCAUCCACUCAUCCCUUCAUCACUCAACACCAAAGCAUCAAGAAC
Molecule: messenger RNA, 1383 nt
Organism: Neurospora crassa OR74A
Lineage: Eukaryota; Fungi; Ascomycota; Sordariomycetes; Sordariales; Sordariaceae
Exons: 2
Coding region: 444-767 (107 amino acids)
Source: RefSeq, a predicted model, not a curated record